Hordeum vulgare subsp. vulgare (domesticated barley) is the source of this 2861-nucleotide messenger RNA. RefSeq names its product paired amphipathic helix protein Sin3-like 5. Gene Ontology annotation, molecular function: transcription corepressor activity. Gene Ontology annotation, cellular component: chromatin; histone deacetylase complex. The record is from RefSeq and is a predicted model, not a curated record. Bases 52 to 2457 code for a protein of 801 amino acids. The transcript is spliced from 16 exons. Gene Ontology annotation, biological process: negative regulation of transcription by RNA polymerase II. NCBI's taxonomy places the organism in Eukaryota, Viridiplantae, Streptophyta, Magnoliopsida, Poales, Poaceae.
GUUUGAGUAAUUUGCUGGACUGAUCAUCAGAGCUCGCAGCAGUGUAAGAAAAUGGCGUCUUCCGAUGAAGCUGACGACGACAAUUACGGAUACAAAAGGGAAAAAAAGGAAUACAUGCUGGAGACUAUGCAAUGCUUGCUAUUUGCUAGAGACAACCUCCCCCAAGACGUGUACCAUGAGUUCGUCAAGACAAUGACCGAGGUUUGGAAAAACUGUGCUGACCCUGAUGGUCAAAUAAGGAACAUCUGCCCUGAAAACUGCAUAGAGACAGUGUUGAAGCUAUUCCAGGGCUGGGCUACAGUUAAACAGAGCUUCCUGAACUUUACUGAAGGCCGUAGCCCUGUUGAAGGCAAUGGCGAUGUCGGAGCCGAUGUCGUCAACCCCUUGCUGCAGAAACCAAUGGAUUUUCUUUCCAGACUGAAGGCAUGCCCUAAAAUGAGAGACGAUGAUUAUGCCGCUUUUUUGCAAACCAUGCACGACUUUUGCAGGGACAGGACCAUGACUCCUCUAGAAGUUUACAAAAAUGUGAAGAGAUGCAUGCGUAACUGUCCUGAGCUGUUGAAAGAGUUUGUGGAUAAUUAUCUCCCUGCAGACCUAAAGGCCGUUCUAAGGGAUAAAAAAGUUGAUAAUCACAGCUUGGAUGGUAUCCAUAUGAAAGAAGGUUAUGGAGAAUGGCCUCACGCCGAAGAGGAUGAGGAAGACAAGGUUAAACCCUUGCCAGACUGGACUGCCUCAAAAGCUGAGAAAUUGCCCCCAGAAGUGGAUCCCAAAAAACUCGAACGAGCUUGCACUCCUAGCUAUUACCUGCUGCCAUAUAAUUUAACUCUUCAUUCAAGUUAUUGGACCAAACUGGGAAGGUCUAUUCUCAACGAUACUUUGGUUUGUUCUGUAUCUGGGAUGGAAAGCUCUAAGCACAAAGCUACAAAUGGUUAUGAGACAAACAUUUUAUACUGUGAAGAAGACAUGUUUGAGAGUGACAUGCUAUUACACCGGUUUCGUGCGACUGCAGACCUUAUUGCAAAUCUCCAAACUCUUCCUAGCAGCCGUUUGAGGAUAAAUGAGCAUUUAACUCCUCUACACAGGAGGUGCAUUGAAAAACUAUAUGAUGAUGAUCCUGACCUUGAUGAUCUGUUGGAGAGUCAGAAUACUAGUGCUGUUCUGGAUAUUCUACUUUCUCGUCUAAAUCAGAAGGUAGAAGAUUUAUCGGAGGCGCGCUCAUAUUUGCAUAAGGUGCACUGCUCACAAAUUAUUGCCAAGAAUUACUGCAGAUCGCUUGAUCAUCGUGGCACCUCUUUCAAACAAUUGGAUGCAAAGAGGAUGAGCCAAAAAGCAUUGCUGGCGGAAGCAAAUGAAAUGAAUAAAAAGAAGAAUGUUGGAGAUAAAUAUGCUGAUACUGACAUGCACAAUGACAUAAGCAAAAUAAUCUCUUCUGCAUGUGUGUCUGAAGAGAAGCAGGUGAUGAAUUGGGCAAAAAUAGUAUAUCCAUUUCUUUCUGCUCAUUGUCUAUGGCCUUCGUCUAAGGAAACUGUAGCUCCUGCAAAAGCUUGUGAACAUUGUGGUACCAGCAAAGAUUUUCUCAGUAGCAUACCCGAUGCUUUGCCUGCUAAUAAGCUUCCUUCAUUUUCCAAGAGAGGUGAAUUCACAAGGAAAAAUUCCAACGACUUUAGCUCGUCACAUGAUGGUUUUGGCCCAGGCAUUGAGGAGGGUGAGUUCAUACCCGAUCCAGAAAUCAUUGAGUCGGAUGCCAUGCUCGGUGCCGGAAAAGAACCAGUAAGUUGUGAUGUUGCUGCUUCCGGUAGCGAUGGGUUGAACUCUCGUUGUCGCAUAAUCGGUACUUCUGAACCUAGUACUUGUGACCACGGGAACAAAUAUGAGAAGCAGCAUGAAUCAAGGCAACACUCCAAAACGUCAGCUAAAGUGCGUGGUGUGAAAGGAGGCACUUGUUGUUUUCUCAUUGUGCUUCGCCGGCUUUACCAGAUUUUGUAUGACAGGCUACAAACUGCGAAAGGUUUAUGCACCGAUGAUCAAUUAUAUGCAGAAUUCAAGGAGAAAAGCAACAAGCUAGUUGCCCACUGUAUUGACAAUUCCAAUUUUGAGGACUUCUGCCUGAAAUUUCUUGGGCCAAAGUCCUUUGAACUUUUUACUCUGGAUAUAGUGAUAAACCGAGUUAUCAAGCAGUUGUGCAUAAUUUAUUCAAGAGACCAAGACAACUCGCUCUUUCAAUUCCUUGAGAACAUAAGAAGACCAGUCGUACCCAAAGUUGUUGUCCGGCAUCAAAACUUUCCCAACAAUCCAUCGAAUGGAUUGCUGAAGCAUGAUCAAGGGGAGCAAGAGAAAGAAGCUCUUGCUGCCACCGUAAAACGUCCGCUCCAUUUUGAGAGAAGGAAAAAACGCAAGUUGGAGAACAGUGCAACGAGUUCCUCUCAGCUUGGAGGAGUGACUGAAACUCCUAGUUGAAUGUUAUACCUUGUAUUUGUAACAUGCUACUCCCUCCAUUUCUAAAUAUAAGUCUUUUUAAAGAUUUCACGGGAGGACUACGUACGAAGCAAAAUGAGUGAAUCUACACUUCAAAAUAUGUCUAUAUACAUCCGCAUAUAGUCUUUUAAUGGAACCUAUAGAAAACUUAUAUUUAGGAACAGGGGGAGUAGAUGUAAUUAUUUGUAUGUUAUAUGGGAGACCAAUCUAAUAUUGGUACAAUUAAAUAGAGAAAUCUAUAUUUGUUUGUUAUGGUAAACUAUUCUAAUCCCAUCAAUUUAGUCAGAAAACAAAAAUCAUCAUUGGCUUUGAUAAGCGCAUUGUAAAUUUUCAUGGUAUGCUGUCGAUGUUAUUUUUGAGAAACAAAGAGCAUGCAGUUCAGUUAA